AUGUCUCUAGCCGAAUAUCUCUCAUAUGUCCCUGAUGAUCUUAUUGUUGAAAUUCUAUCACGGCUUCCAGUGAAAGAUCUUAUGCGUUUUAGGUGCGUUUGCAAAACCUGGAAAUCCAUCAUCUUUGAUCGAAGUUUUGUGAAAAAACAUCUUGAAAGAUCUUCAAAAAAAAUCCAUCUCAUAAUAACCCGAGAAGAAGUCCUCUAUGAUGGUUUUGACUAUGACUAUGGUGAUGCUUAUGCCAUACCCUACUCCAUAAAUCAAUUAUUCGAGAAUCCAUCAUCAGAUGUUGAUGAAGAUGACUACUAUCAAUUAAAUGGUUAUUGGAUCAUUGGCUCAUGCAAUGGAUUGGUUUGUUUGGGUGGUUAUCAUGGUGAAGAAGACACAAUUUACGAAUAUUGGGUCCAAUUUUGGAACCCAGCUACAAGGAUGAAAUCAAGGAAAUCUCCGCGCUUACAUGUCAAUCCAUGUUGUCAAGGAUUCGACCCAUCAAAUUCUAUAGGCUUUGGAUUUCUUUAUGAUGAUUUGAGUGCCAUUUACAAGGUGGUGUCAGUCCUUUCAAAUUGUAGAUCCAAGAAAACAGAGGUAUGGGUUUACAACUUAGGUGGCAAUUGUUGGACAAAUAUCUUUAGUUGCCCAAAUUUCCCCAUUCUUCGUCAAAAUGGAAGACUUGUGAAUGGAACUAUUAAUUGGCUAGCUAUCGACAUGUCAAGUUCUCAUUAUGAAGAGCGAAAUGAUAUUAUCGAUCCGUUAGUAAUUUUUUCAGUUGAUUUACAAAAGGACACAUAUAAAUAUUUAUUGUUGCCUAAAGGUCUUGAUCAAAUCCCAGAUAAUGAUCAAUUGAGAAUUGUGGAAUUAAGGGAUCGUUUGUGCCUUUAUCAUGAUCGCAAUGCAACCCAUUUUGUUGUUUGGCAAAUGAGGGAGUUUGGAGUAGAGAAGUCUUGGACUUUGUUGAUGAAGGUCACUUAUAAUCAUCUCCAGAUACCAUACCCUCCAGAUCGUCCAUUACUUCCAUUCUGUAUAUCAGAAAAUGGUGAAGUCUUGAUGUUGGUAAACAAUGAUGUGUUGAAUAUGACUUUUUAUAAUCGGAGAAAUAACCGAGUAGAAGUUAUUCCAAUUCCAAACAACAAUGCUUGGUGGCAAGCUACCAAUUAUAUUCCAAGCUUGGUUUCGCCUUUUCAGAAUUAAUCUCCUAUGCAACAAUUUGCUUGUUUGAAUAUAUCUCAAGUAAUGACCCAAUUGAUCAUCCAACGACUCUACCAACCCAUUGAAGAAGUUAAUUGAUAUUGAUGUUGUUAUGGGUUUAUAUUUAUGAGACAUAGUUAGUAUCAGAAAAAUAUUUUAUUUAUUCCAAUAUGUUGAUUGACUUUGCCUUGCUAUAUUUUAUGGACCUCAUAAUAAAAAGACUUUAUUAAAUUUUUUAAUUUUUGAAAAA
Glycine soja is the source of this 1435-nucleotide messenger RNA. Its product is annotated as F-box/kelch-repeat protein At3g23880-like. Gene Ontology annotation, molecular function: protein binding. NCBI's taxonomy places the organism in Eukaryota, Viridiplantae, Streptophyta, Magnoliopsida, Fabales, Fabaceae. The record is from RefSeq and is a predicted model, not a curated record. The coding region runs from base 1 to 1188 and encodes 395 amino acids. The transcript has 2 exons.